GGAAGCGACCGCGCAUCGGAGCGGUUCCCUAAGAAACAUCUAUCCGUCAAUCUAUCAAACUUGUAACCGUUAAAAAUAAUUAUAAGAGAAUACCUUAAAAUAAAAGGUAGUUUUCGUUUAAAAUAUCCUUAAUUGUGAACUAUGUGAUAAUAAGUGUUUUAAGAUAGUGCCUAUGUUAAUAUUUUUGAUGACGAGAACAGAAUAAGAGAACAAAACGGGAUACUAAAAGACAAGAGCUUUGUUUGACACGACAGUUGACGAAGACUAGAAUGCAAUUGUGAUUUUGAAUAUAUUAAAUUUUAAAAUAAUUAGAAAUAAAAAUGUCGACCAAAGACAUACAAGCUCAGACAAAUGGGGAUGCUGACAUACCUCAGAGGCGACCCCAACAUAGGGGAUGUUGUAGCAAAAUGUUAUAUUUUUUUAAAGUUUAUUGGAGAAGUUUUGUAAUAGUAUUAGCACCAAUAUUAUUAACCCCGGUCUUUCUUGUAAAUAAUGAACCGAAAUUCCGGUGCAUGUAUGUAGUUAUGUUAAUGUCUGCAUAUUGGGUUACGGAAGUUUUACCUCUACCAGUCACAGCUAUGUUGCCAAUGGUUCUAUUUCCAACAAUGGGAAUUCUGGGAACUGAUAGAACAUGUAUGAUGUACAUGAGAGAAACAAAUGUGAUGUUCAUUGGAGGCCUGAUUAUUGCCUUGGCCGUAGAACAUUGUAAUUUACAUAAACGUCUUGCCCUUAAAGUCAUCUCAAUCAUUGGAUGCAGUCAUAGAAGAUUAAAUUUUGGUCUAGUCGUUGUUACCAUGUUUGUCUCCAUGUGGAUUUCUAACACAGCUGCUGUAGCCAUGAUGUGUCCAAUUAUGCAAGCUGUUUUAGAAGAAUUGGAAACGCAAGGACUUUGUGAAAUGUACAUUAAAAAGAAGAGCACUCCAGAAUCCGAAGAACGUAUGCUGCAAAGCAAUGAAGCUACUGAUGAGCCCAAACGACCAUCCAAAACUACUUUAUGUUACUUCAUGAGCGCCGCAUAUGCAUCCACUCUGGGAGGUGUCGGAAGUAUUGUUGGUUCCGGAACCAAUCUCACAUUCAAGGGCAUUUAUGAAAGUCGAUUCCCAGACGCUCCAGGAAUCGAUUUUCCCAAGUGGAUGUUCUACAAUGUCCCUGGUAUGUUGAUCUUCACUUUCCUCACCUGGGUUUAUCUACAAUGGCUGUACAUGGGCAUGUUCAGACCUAACAGUGUUGAAGCCAAGCAAGCAACUUUAUCAAAAGAAGGAGAACGUGUAGCCCGUAGUGUAAUUGAAACAAAAUACAAAGAAUUAGGACCUAUGUCUGUCCAUGAGAAACAAGUAGGAUUUUUGUUCUUAUUGUCUGUAGCAUUAUUCUUUUUCCGUGCUCCUGGAUUUAUCACUGGAUGGGCUGAAGCUAUCACCGACACUAAAGUGAAAGAUGCAACACCAGCUAUUUUCGUUGUGAUCAUUCUCUUCAUGUUACCACAGAAUUUGGAUUUUCUUAAAUUCUGCAGAAGCAAAAAAGGCGAGAAAGGUGAAAUUGAACCAUUGCCAACUAAACCUGCCGGAGCUCUCAUUACAUGGAAGUAUGUUUUGGCUAAAAUUCCAUGGGGUCUUAUUUUCUUGCUUGGUGGUGGUUUUGCAUUAGCAGAAGGCAGCAAGGAAUCCGGAAUGUCAGAAUACCUAGGUCAAUGUUUGAUCGGCCUGAAACAACUGCCACCACUUUUGUUGCUCUUCGUAAUCUGUCUGACUGCCGAAUUUCUGACCGAGUUUUCAUCCAACGUUGCCAUUGCCAACAUCAUGUUGCCGGUUCUAGCAGAAAUGUCUGUAGCGAUAGAAAUGCAUCCUCUUUACUUGAUGUUGCCUGCAGCAUUAUGCUGCUCCAUGGCCUUCCAUAUGCCAGUGGGUACUCCACCGAACGCUAUCGCCGCCGGAAUGUGCAACAUAUCAAUAGGAGACAUGGCCAAGGCUGGCAUAGGACCAUCAAUCGUCACAUUGCUCGUGAUCUGGGCCAGUUUCCCAACCUGGGGCUCCGUUGUCUACCCCGAAUUGGUCACCUUUCCCGCAUGGGCCACACCAAGAAACGUUACAGCAGGAUUUUAAAAAGACUCAUUCGAAACUCUCUCAAGUACAAUAUCGUUUGAGAUUAAAUAUAUAAGUAAAUUAUUGAUCACAAUUAUGGCAUAGAUCCAAAG
Messenger RNA from Ctenocephalides felis (cat flea), 2191 nucleotides. RefSeq names its product protein I'm not dead yet-like. Gene Ontology annotation, biological process: monoatomic anion transmembrane transport; citrate transport. Gene Ontology annotation, cellular component: membrane. The transcript is spliced from 15 exons. The record is from RefSeq and is a predicted model, not a curated record. The coding region runs from base 321 to 2099 and encodes 592 amino acids. NCBI's taxonomy places the organism in Eukaryota, Metazoa, Arthropoda, Insecta, Siphonaptera, Pulicidae. Gene Ontology annotation, molecular function: citrate transmembrane transporter activity; succinate transmembrane transporter activity.